This is a messenger RNA of Alnus glutinosa, 2028 nucleotides long. RefSeq names its product rust resistance kinase Lr10-like. Gene Ontology annotation, molecular function: polysaccharide binding; ATP binding; protein kinase activity. The record is from RefSeq and is a predicted model, not a curated record. The coding region runs from base 14 to 1804 and encodes 596 amino acids. Gene Ontology annotation, biological process: protein phosphorylation. The transcript is spliced from 3 exons. Lineage: Eukaryota; Viridiplantae; Streptophyta; Magnoliopsida; Fagales; Betulaceae.
UAUCUGCUUAGAAAUGACAAUCUCAUAUUUCUUCUUGUUUCUGGUUUUUGUCGUAGGCCUUGGAGAAGGCCAAAAUGGGUGUGAUGAAUUUCCGUGUGGAAGCCUUGGCCCAGCCAUUCGAUUUCCAUUCCGACUAAACAGCCAGCCGCACGACUGUGGGUAUCCUGGGUUUAAUCUAUCCUGCACUCAUAGAAACGAGACGGUGCUCCAGCUGCCCAUUUUUGUGAAAUUCUUUGUGAAAAAUAUUGACUACAAAUCUCAGGUAAUUGAAGUAUACGACCCAGAUCAUUGCUUUCCGAGACAGCUUCAUACACUCAAUUUGGCUUCCUCGCCUUUCCGAAUAUUGAAACAAGACUACCAGAAUGACUACGCCUUAUUCAAUUGUUCCUCGAAAGAAACACAAUCCUACGACUAUGCGAUCUCUUGUCUUAGUGGCCCACGCCACGAAGUUCGUGCCUUCCCUUCGUAUAAGGAUGACAUCAGCGAUUUGCCCAUUGCAUCUUGUAAAAAGAUGUAUAAUCUUCGAUCAAUUUCAUCUGGUGUAGUGUUCGGUUAUGAUAAUAAUCUGCAAUUGAUGUGGUCCGUACCAAAGUGCAGACACUGUGAAGAGAAAGGCAAGGGAUGUAGAUUGAAGAAUAAUAGCAAUGAAUCAGAAACGGAGUGCUUCACCAAACAUACAAAAGAUGUAUUAUCCAAGUUAAAGAUUACUGGUAUCAUCUUUGGUUCAUUUCUGUUAGUACUAGCGGUCUUUGCUCUCUACCGUGUCUACACCUAUGACAAAGCAGAAAAAGAAAAUCAAGCUAAGAUCAAAUUGUUUUUGGAGGAUUACAAAAAUUUCAAGCCCACCAGAUACUCGUAUGCCGAUAUUAAGAGAAUUACAAAUCAAUUUACUGAGAAAUUAGGCGAGGGAGCUUACGGAACGGUGUUCAAAGGAAAGCUUUCAAAUGAAAUCUAUGUUGCGGUGAAGAUGAUCCUAAACAAUACUACCAAAGAAAAUGGAGAAGAAUUCAUAAAUGAGGUAGGGACAAUGGGCAGAAUUCAUCAUGUUAAUGUAGUUCGCUUGGUUGGCUUCUGUGCUGAUGGAUUUCGACGAGCUUUAGUUUAUGAGUUCUUACCUUAUUCACUAGAAAAGUUCAUAUCUUCGGCGGACACUAAAACUCUUUUCCUUGGUUGGAACAAACUGCAAGACAUUGCUAUUGGCAUAGCAAAAGGAAUUGAUUAUCUUCACCAAGGGUGCGACCAACGAAUCCUUCAUUUUGAUAUCAAGCCUCAUAAUGUUUUGCUAGAUGAAAAUUUUAAUCCAAAAAUUUCUGAUUUUGGUCUUGCCAAGUUGUGCUCCAAGGAUCAAAGUGCUGUGUCCAUGACUGCUGCCAGGGGUACUAUGGGUUACAUCGCACCCGAAGUCUUCUCUAGGAACUUUGGGAAUGUUUCUUACAAAUCAGAUGUCUAUAGUUUUGGAAUUUUAUUGCUUGAAGUAGUUGGAGGAAGGAAAAAUGUUGAGAAUAAAGUGGAGAACACUAGUCAAGUUUACUUUCCAGAAUGGAUCUACAAUUUCUUGGAACAAAAAGAAGACUUACGAGUCCUCAUUGAGGAUGAUGAAGAUGCUAAAAUUGCAAAAAAACUUGCAAUUGUUGGACUUUGGUGCAUCCAAUGGCACCCAGCGAGUCGUCCUUCUAUGAAAAUUGUCACCCAAAUGUUGGAAGGAGGGAAUGAAUUAACUAUGCCUCCUAAUCCAUUUGGCUCGACAAAUCCCACAAGAAUGAAUCUAGACCAAAAGUUUGAUGUCAUCCCAGAACAAGAGUAAUGAUCAUUCAGGUUUCAAUCAUAUUGUACUCGAGGAUUAGAACUAUUAAUCUUUCCCCUUUUCCUUUCUUUUCUAUAACCUUAAAGUGAAAAUCUUUUUAGUUUUAGUCGCAGUACCACUACGUACGCACGUUUGAUGGUCAGGAUUUCUUGCAAAAGAAGAAUGUUCUAUAAAUUAAGUACACAUUAUGUACUUCUAGCAAAAAAUAUUACUAUUAUGGAUUU